This is a messenger RNA of Fibroporia radiculosa, 1143 nucleotides long. RefSeq lists its product as uncharacterized. The transcript has 11 exons. Gene Ontology annotation, molecular function: phosphoric diester hydrolase activity. Lineage: Eukaryota; Fungi; Basidiomycota; Agaricomycetes; Polyporales; Fibroporiaceae. Gene Ontology annotation, biological process: lipid metabolic process. Bases 1 to 1143 code for a protein of 380 amino acids. The record is from RefSeq and is a predicted model, not a curated record.
AUGUUCACCCCCCUCGGUGUUCUGGCAAAUAUCGCCAAUCAUGCUUUGACGAUACUUGCGUCACCAGCGCAGGAACCACUGAAUGCGGCAACUGCACUUGGCCGUCCUCGACAUUAUGAUAUCCAGGGGCAUAGAGGAGGAAGAGGUAUUGCUGUUGAGAAUACCCUUGCUAGCACUGCUUGGGGUCUGAUCGAAGGCGUCUCAACCAUAGAGGUGGACAAUGGGAUCACUAAAGACGGUGUCGUCGUCGUAUGGCAUGAUACGAGUAUCACACCUGAGAAAUGUGUUGAUACUGCGCCAGCGUUUCCAGGAGAUCCCGAUUUUCCAUACGUUGGAAAAUUCAUCGCGAAUCUCACCUUGGCGCAGAUAAAGACUGUAGAUUGCGGUUCAAAGCGGCAGGAGGCUUUCCCAUUGCAGUUGACAUAUCCGGGUAUACGUAUAUCGACUCUUCAAGAGCUCUUCGACUUCGUAGGUUGCGCGGACCCUGCACAUCACAUACAGUGGAACAUCGAAUCCAAGAUUGAUGCCCGUCAUCCAAAUCGUACGAUGGAUGUGGAUACUUUUGUCUCUAAACAGAGCGCUGUUUUUUCUGCUAGUCCCUACUUUUCAUCAAUAACUUAUGAAAGCUUUGAUUGGAGGACUCUAAUUGCCAUGAAGGCUUAUAAUCCAUCAAUGCGCCUCUCGGCUCUCAUUGACGAUGACUACGGCUACAUGCCAGACAACAGCACAUCUCCAUGGCUAGCUGGUUUACGGUUGGAUUCAUUUCCAGGCCCCACCCAGGGCCAACAAGUCGCGCAGGCAGCACAUGCUAUUGGCGCUAAUAUCUUAUCACCUUCAGCGAAAAGCGACUUCAGCCCAGGAGAAGAUCCCUUGAUGCCAGACUACAUGGCUUUCACCACAGGAGACAUGGUCGAUGAAGCUCACAAGUUCGGGAUGGAAGUCAAAGUCUGGACAGUUAACCAUUUUAAUCUUGUUGAACACGUUCUUGCAUUGAAUGUAGAUGGAAUCAUCACAGACUAUCCGGACGCACUCCGUCGUCUGCUCAAAUAUAACAAUAUACCCGCGGCGCCAAAAUACCCCAAACAACGAGUCCUUGCUUGCUUGAACGAGCAUCUGGCGAGACAAUCUGUGACAUUGAAUUGA